Molecule: messenger RNA, 4539 nt
Organism: Motacilla alba alba
Lineage: Eukaryota; Metazoa; Chordata; Aves; Passeriformes; Motacillidae
Gene: TMPRSS2
Product: transmembrane serine protease 2
Exons: 15
Coding region: 1604-3061 (485 amino acids)
Biological process (GO): protein autoprocessing
Cellular component (GO): membrane
Molecular function (GO): serine-type endopeptidase activity; protein binding
Source: RefSeq, a predicted model, not a curated record
GCCGGGAGCCAAAGGAGCAGGGAGGAGGUGGAUGGGGGAUCCAGGAGCUAAAGGCACACGGAGGAGGUGGAUGGGGAAGCUAGGAGCGCCGGGAUAGCCGGGAGCCAAAGGAACACGGAGGAGGUGAUGGGGAUAGCUGGGAUAGCCGGGAGCCAAAGGAACACGAAGGAAGGAGCUGGCUGUGCGCUCUGGGUUCGGUUCGGUGCGGUCCGAGGAGGCGCAGCGGGGAAGGUGCGGAAGGCUCGGCCAGAGCCGGCCCACCCCGCACCGCUCCAGGUGGAGCUUGUCCAUCUCUUGCCCUGGUGAUGAAGGGUAACAGAUUGGGCAACUUCCUCAAGGUCACAGAGAGAGCAAACCAGAGCAGUGUUUAGCUCCGGGGCCCCCUCAGUGGGUAUCGAUGCACUGGGUUUUAGCAGAAGCGCUAAUUUCGGGUCAAAGUUGGCGCAGCUCCUCAAAGGAUUUUGGAAAAGUAACUUUUAGAAGAGCCCUACUGUUGAAACUUCUGUGCCAAAGCUUUGUAUGCUGAGGUGAAUCCAGUCCACACCUCCUCACUGGUGGCUUUAUGUUCAUUGCUUACCUGGACCUUGAAACACAGCCUCAACUUCCUGGGUGGGUGGGUGUCUGUGAAUUUAAGGGAGCAUUGUGACACUGAGCCUUUGUCCUAAGUGGCCCUGUUUGCCCCGAGUUAAGUGACACUAACGUCUCCAGUGCUUUAGAAAGAGCCCGAGGAAGCAGGAUUAUUUGCAUCAUCUGGGUAAAUAUUAGGUGGAGAAAGAGAUGGACGUUGUGUGUGGCAUAGAUCAGUGAACUGGGAAAGGGGCAAGUUGUGGCUUUUACCUCCAGCUGCAGAUGUAAAGCCAAAAGACAGGUGGGCUAAGAUAAAUGUUGAUGUCAAACUAGGAGUUCAUGUGCCUUUUUGUCUUUCUUCCUUUCAUUUUUAAACGGUUAAAAUUUAUUCUGGCUCAUAGGACGGCCAACCUAGAGCAAAUCUAUCACAGCAGCCUAGCCUGAAAUUGGAAAUAAGUUGGAACUACGUUCCUGGAUGUUGAUGGAAAAACAAAGCAACACAUUAUUGUUGGAUGCUGGUCAAAAUAUUUGUCUUGGAGUUGCCAGUCCUGAAGAGAUGGGCUUUUCCUCCUGUGCCAGGCCAGGGCUGUAGCUCAGUGGUGGUGGCUCAGCGGUGCCUGUGCCCUGCAGCAGUGCUUCCCCAGGCUUUGAUGUGUGCAUCCUGAAACCCGCUUCUGGCAACACGAACCUCCCUGUGGAGCCAAUUCAAACCUCCUGCCAGCAAGAUUUGCUUUUCACUCUUAUCUGCCAUAGACCUCUUAGAAGUGGUAUGCAGCUCCUCAGGACUUGUACGUCACAGGUUAAAAAUCGCUGACCUGGACAGAGGACAAGGAACAGAAACACCCUCCAGUGAUUUAUUUGUCCCUAAGUCUGGGCAGAGCUGCACUUCCCAACUGCUGUGAAGAGCUGGGCAAGGAUGGAUGGGACAUAAAGCAAAGCAGAAGUCCUGGAGCCUUAGUCACCAGUCUGAUGGACUUUCAGUUCACACUUUACUCCCCAACACUUGAAUUGUUUCUGUACUGUUGACAAAGGAAAAAUGACCUCUACUCUAGGUCCACCACCGCCAUACUACGAGAACCGGGGCUUCCAGCCAGAGCCCCCCUACGCUGCCAGGCAGGCAGCAGGUGCUCCCCCUUACCCACAGCUCUUCUCCACCAGCCCUCCCUCCGUGCCAAGCUACAUCCCAAGGGUUGCCACCCACCAGUCCAGCAGGCCAGCAGCGCCCCCGCCCAGGAGAACCUGUGCAGCCAGUCUAAGGAAAACCAUAAUAAUAAUAUUAUCUAUUUUAAUAGUAAUUUGUUGUGCAAUUGCUGCUUUCUUCAUCUGGUAUUUUGUAGAGAACCACUGUCUCACCUCCCUGAUCGAGUGUGGAUCCUCAGGGGUGUGCAUCUCCCCCUCCCAGUGGUGUGACGGAGUGAGCGACUGCCCCAACGGGGAGGACGAGACGCGCUGUGUUAGACUUUUUGGACCAAAUUUUAUCCUGGAAGUUUAUUCACCUGUCAGCAAAUCCUGGUAUCCUGUUUGCCAAGAUGACUGGAAUGAUGAUUAUGGGAAGAUUGCGUGCAAAGACAUGGGCUACAGCGUGGAUACAUAUUUCUACAGUGACGGGGUGGCACCUGAAGUCAGCUUUAAGAGCUACAUGAAGCUGAACACAAGUGCUGGCAAUAUAGACUUGUACAAAAAGCUGUACAGCAGCAGUUCCUGUGCCUCAGGAAAAGUGGUUUCUCUGCGCUGCAUAGAGUGUGGCCUGUCCAGCAAGAGCGUGAGCAUCAUGAACAGGAUCGUGGGGGGCAGCGGGGCCGUGCUGGGGCAGUGGCCGUGGCAGGUCAGCCUGCACGUGCAGGGCACCCACGUCUGCGGGGGCUCCAUCAUCACCCCACACUGGCUCGUGACAGCGGCACACUGUGUGGAAGGGCGACUGUCUGACCCACACAGCUGGAGGGUUUAUGCUGGGAUUCUGAAUCAGGAUGAGAUGCUCUUCAGAAGUGGAUACAAAGUGCAACAGAUAAUUUCCCACCCAGAUUAUGACACAGACUCUAAAGACAAUGAUGUUGCCCUUAUGAAGCUGGAGACACCUCUGACUUUUACUGAAACUGUGAGCCCAGUUUGUCUGCCCAAUCCAGGAAUGAUGUUCCAGCCUAACCAGCAGUGCUGGAUAUCAGGGUGGGGAGCAGAGUACCAAGGAGGUAAGACAUCAAAUCACUUGAAUUACGUUGCGGUGCCCCUGAUAGAACGCUCGAGGUGUAAUGCUGUUUAUAUCUACAACGGCAUGAUUCUGCCUACAAUGAUCUGUGCUGGAGACCUAGCAGGGGGAAUUGAUUCCUGUCAGGGUGACAGUGGAGGUCCUCUGGUGACUCACCACCACUCGGUGUGGUGGCUGGUUGGAGAUACCAGCUGGGGCACUGGCUGUGCCACUCCCAACAAACCUGGAGUGUAUGGGAAUAUGACUGUGUUUACAGACUGGAUUUAUAAAAACAUGCAGGCAAACAGAUGACAACACUCUCAUUGCUAAUCCAUGUUCCUGAGGACAAGAAUGAACGAAGCCAUGGGGGCCUGGGAUAUUUAUUCACUUUGUGGUUGAUUUUAUUUUUCCUCUUUGAUUUUUCUUUUUAAAAGUAACAUGAAGGAUUGCACACUUGGUUCUGUGCUGGCUACAGUGACAGAUCUUAAUCAGUGAAGGAUUAUCACAAUGAGCACCUUUCUUCUCCUUGUGGUGCCUGGCAGAGUCAUUCUGUCAACUGCUUGCUGAAAUGUCUCUCUUUUGUUGAGUAACUUUCACUUGAUGAUCAGGCUUAUAAUGACAAUUUCAAUCACAAUUUUAUUUCAGAUUUUCGUAGCAGGAUGCUGAGAGAGUUGGUUUAGUAGUUUUUAAAUUAAAUUGUUAAGUGAUGUGAAUGUUGAAUCUCUGAGCUGCUGGUUGGCAAUUUUAAAAAAAUUAAUGUUUUUUUUUUAGUAUAGAAUUAUAAAAUGGUUUGGGUUGGAAGGGACCUUAAGGAUCAUCCACUUCCAACCCCGCUGCCAAGGGCAGGGACACCUUCCACUAUCCCAGGUUGCUCAAACCCCAUCCAAACUGGCAUUAAACACUUCCAGGGCUGGACCACCCUCAACUUCCCUGGGCAACCUGUUCCAGUGCCUCACCACCCUCACAGGGAGGAAUUUCUUCCUAAAAUCUAAUGUAAAUGUGCCCUCUUUCAGUCUGGUGUCACUACCCCUUGUCCUCUCACUCCAUGUCUUUGUCCAAAGUCCCACUCUAGCUCUCUUGGAGGCUCAUUAGGGACUGGGAAAGGUGGUGAGGUCUCCCCAGAGCCUUCUAGAGGCUGAGCAGCCCCAGCUCUCUCAGCCUGUCUCCACAGCAGAGGUGCUCCAGCCCUUGGAGCAGCUUUGUGGCCUCUUCUGGACUCGCUCCAGCAGGUCCAUGCUGGGGAUCCCAGAGCUGGAUGCAGAUUCCAGGUGGGGUCUCAGGAGAGUACAGGGUGAGGGAUAUAUAUAUACAUGAAGGGAAUUUUUCAUGCACUACAGUGCAGGCACAGAAAAUAAAAUAAAUACGCUGUCUAUUCAGGUAGUUAAAAAUCCUCAGGAUCUCAACACAGCCCUCAGUCAGAGUCAGGCUGGUGCAGCCUGGCUGCCUCAGACCUUACAGAAAUGUGCCUUAAGCUGCUCUGAACCCAAAAUGGGAGCGUUGUCCAUGUGGGAUGUGGAGAGGGAUGCCCCGGACAGGCAUGUUCCUCCAGACAGGGAUGUUCCUCCAGACAGGGAUGUUCCUCCAGACAGGGAUGUUCCUCCAGACAGGGAUGCCUUGGACAGGGAUGCCCCGGACAGGGAUGCCCCGGACAGGGAUGCCCCGUACAGGGAUGUGUCCAGACAGGGAUGUGUCCAGACAGGGAUGCCCCGGACAGGGAUGUUCCUCCAGACAGGGAUGUUCCUCCAGACAGGGAUGUGUCCAGACAGGGAUGCCUUGGACAGGGAUGCCUU